AUAUUUUGUCACUAUGGUUACUGGCAGCAGAUACGGAUCUUGACUUCUUUACACCAUGCUGUUCGCACUCAAGGCAGAGUGGCUGUAGUACUGUCAGGACACCUCUUGUAAUUUAGAGAAACACUUUGCACAAGAAGUUCCAUGUCUUCUGGAUCAGCGUGAUUUUGGAACCUCUGAAGAAAAACAUUCCACCUGUGAGUUACUGGUUGCUAAAAUAUGAUGGGUUCUACCACUGUGCCUGUGACCUCCACCCUCUCACUGAACAACGACUCCAGCUGUUACACCCUAUACACCCACCGGGACAAAGCCAGAGUCCUCAUGCCUCUGUUCUAUUGCGUUGUGUUCAUCGUGGGGCUGUUCGGUAACUGCCUUGCCCUCCACGUCAUCCGUCCCAAUCUGAAAAAGAUGAACUCUACCACCUUGUACUCCCUCAACCUGGUCAUCUCAGACAUCCUCUUUGCCCUCUCGCUGCCUUUGAGGAUUGCUUACUAUGCACUUGGCUUCCACUGGACUCUGGGUGAGUGGACGUGCAAGAUCUCAGGCCUCAUCUUCUAUAUAAACACCUAUGCGGGGGUCAAUUUCAUGACCUGCCUCAGCAUAGAUCGUUUCAUUGCUGUGGUCUUGCCUCUGCGCUAUGCCCGACUCAAAAAAGUCAAGAACGUGUACUACAUUUGUGUUGGCGUGUGGAUGCUGGUCCUGGCGCAGACCCUCCCCCUCCUCAAAAUGCCCAUGACGCACAUGGAGCAUGAUGGCUUCAUCACCUGUAUGGAAUACCCCAACUUUGAGAAGGUUGACCAUAUUGCCUCUAUACUGAUUGGUGCCGUCUUUAUUGGUUAUAUCAUUCCUGUGGUCACCAUCCUGGUGUGUUACUCUGCCCUAUGCUUCAAACUCCACUUAAGAACCAAAGCCAACCCUUUGAGAGACAAGUCUGGCCGGAGCCGCAAGGCCAUCGGUGUGAUCUGCUGUGUGUCCCUGGUGUUUGUUGUUUGUUUCAGCCCCUAUCACAUUGACAUCCUGCAGUACAUGAUGCGCAAGCUAGCAUCGAGCCCCGAUUGUGCCGACCUCACAGCUUUUAACAUAUCAUUGCACGUCACCGUGUGUAUGAUGAACCUCAACUCCUGUUUGGAUCCAUUCAUCUACUUUUUUGCCUGCAAGGGCUACAAGAAGAAACUUCUGAAGAUCCUGAAGAUGCAGAUCAGCAUGUCUUUCUCCAGCGCAGUGAGGACAUCACCUGAGGGUUCCUCCAAGGAUGUUAUCGAAGGCAUCAACAUGCAACUCAACAAUUCUGUGUGUACACACAGUGACCGACUCACAGAAAGGAUAUGAUAACAGUAAGAAUGAACUGAAGAGGUUAGACAUCAGAGUAGCACAAAAUGAGAACAUUAUGCCUCAGUUUUAAUCAGGACAGGGUCUCAAGCAAACCGCAAACACACUCCUCAUGAACCAAGGCAGCUACUAAGCAUCAGGAUUAAAUUAGUGUCCACAAGUUUGUUUUUUUUUAAAGAACAUCAACAAAAUGACAGUUUACAAAAAUUUCAGCACCUGUUGUGUUUAGAGAUUUAAUAUUAGUGAAUUCCUCAAAAGCAGAGUUGAGGCAGCUAAGGGCAAAAAGGAAGAUACAUCAGAGUAUGUUUUUAUGCAUAAAAGACAAUGAACAUGUGAAACUAACAUAUUUCUAAAAGUAAUAUACUCUGAAGCUCUGAAAAGUAAAGUUUAAAAUAACAAGUCAGUGACAUUACAACUAAUCACAGCCUUUAUGAACUGAAAUGUUUCGGUAGACACAGGUAUGAGCUUCAUUCCAAACGGAAAUCAAAGUUCUCUCAAGUUCCAGUUAUGUACAGUUAUAAUUAAAGCAUGAACUGGGCUGCACGCCUGUCUGAACCUGACCCGUGCCAUGCAGACGGGUCCCGUCAGGCUCGAUUUGGGUAGCCACACACUAGGUGUAAUGUCUCAGAAAAGUGAUAAAGUGGUCACUUAUUGCUGUAUGUUAGCUGCUUUAGCAUUCACUGACUCAGGCUGAAACUAAAUGAGAACAGUGAUGCUAUUUUAUUUACUAGCUUAGACCGUUUUCUGAAGUGGUAUCAGAAUACAAAAUUUUCAGUUUUGUUUUAAAUUCAGUGUGGCAGCAUUAUGCUUAUUAACAUCAGAUGUUAUUUAACUGGACCACAAGGCUGUUUAAUCUGCACAGUUAAUCAGUUCUGUUUGUGCUAAGGCAUCUCCAGCAGCUAUUUUAUGUUUCAUGUGGUAUUUUGAAGUUUCAAAUUCAAUGCUUUAUAAUUCUAUGUGCGUAACCUGCGCACACUAAACACAUAUGACAGGUUGCAUGAACAAUUCUGAUUGAAUUUAGUAAAUAUUUCUGUCUGUGUGAGAAUUUGCCAGAAACAAUGUAUAUUUUUAACAUUUUGUCUGCGCAGCUGGCAACCACCUCCGAAUCAUAGUCUGCACUCCACUCCAUCCUUAACGCCUCAUGUCACAGAGAGUGGUUAUAAGAUUGUUCAGCUAUGAGAGAUGGUGAAUAAUUUAAGAUAAAAUGUUUUCCGGUGCUUGAAAGUUGUUGUAAAUGAGGCUGUUCCUUUGCUUAGUCUGCUAAUUGGUGAUUUGAUAUCCAUUGUAAAG
Messenger RNA from Monopterus albus (swamp eel), 2616 nucleotides. It is a transcript of the gene gpr183a, whose product is annotated as G protein-coupled receptor 183a. Gene Ontology annotation, biological process: G protein-coupled receptor signaling pathway. The coding region runs from base 217 to 1326 and encodes 369 amino acids. The record is from RefSeq and is a predicted model, not a curated record. Gene Ontology annotation, molecular function: G protein-coupled receptor activity; oxysterol binding. Gene Ontology annotation, cellular component: membrane. The transcript has 2 exons. NCBI's taxonomy places the organism in Eukaryota, Metazoa, Chordata, Actinopteri, Synbranchiformes, Synbranchidae.